UAUCACCUGAACCAACCCACUGGGCGGAGAUUCGCAUAUUGAAGGUUCCUCUCUCCCCUACUCCUUACAGAAUUGUUUUUAUCAAGCCUUCGUCAUUCCGAAUGUUACUCUGUUUGUUGCGAUAAAGGUGGUUUCCGUUAUGUGUCCCUAUCCUAACUCCAGACGUCUAACUGAGGGAGUUUGUCAUGGAUAUUUUUGCGAUAAAGGAGAGCUUUAUUUUUGCUCGGCUCUUCAACUCCAUUGAACUUUUACAUUCAGCUAUCAUCUGCCGUUUGGGAUAACGUUGAGGAAUUUAAACACAGCAAGUAUGCUGCUCUUGGCUCAUCCUCAGGAAAAGUUGUCAUCUGUGUCUGGCCAGUGAGCCGUUCAUCCUCCCCUCAUUGGGUGAAAAGGAUCAAUAUCAGGGGAUCACCACACAGAGAAGAGGUGGGACGAGGAACACUGCUGGUGUUAACCUGGAUAUUAUCCAUCAACAACAGAGCUGCUGAUGUCCAUGUAAAAAGCAAUAAACUUCUGAGAAGGAAAAAAAAAGUACAAAUUGGGUGGUCAUCGUUGUGGCUGGUCACUGAGAUUCUGAGAUAUGGCUUCUAGCCUAACAAGUGCGGGCGUGGUGUGGGCCCUGCUCUCCUUCCUGUGUGCGGCGGCCUCUUGCGUGGGUUUCUUCAUGCCCUACUGGCUCCUAGGGUCCCAGAUGGGUAAACCGGUCUCCUUCGGGACCUUCCGGAGGUGCUCGUACCCGGUGCGUGAUGAGGCUCGCCAGGCCACGGUGAUGCUGGAGCAGUGUGGACGCUACGCCUCGUUCCAGGGCAUCCCUAGUCUGGAAUGGAGGAUUUGUACGGUGAUAAUCGGGUUGGGCUGUGGCCUGUUGCUCCUGGUGGCACUCACGGCCCUCAUGGGAUUCUGUUUGUCUGAUCUCAUCUCCAGGACCAUUGGACGCGUGGCUGGGGGCAUCCAGUUUUUUGGGGCGUUGAUGAUUGGGUCGGGGUGUGCGCUCUACCCUCUAGGUUGGGACAGUGACGAAGUUCGACAGACCUGCAGCAAUAGAUCCAACCAGUUUGAGCUUGGUUCUUGUGAGAUUGGCUGGGCGUUCUACUGUACCGGAGCAGGGGCAUCAGCAGCCAUGAUGUUAUGCACCUGGAUGGCCUGCUUCGCUGGGAAGAGACAGAAGCAGUACCCCUACUGAUGUCAUCAAGGCUGGACAGCCACAGAGACCAUGAUUACCACCUCCCCCAACACCCGUCAUCACUGGCAAUUGAAGAGACUCAGAGUAAAGGAUAAUAUCAGGGGGACAGUGUCUAUGGGCGCAUUCGACAUUGCAGUUGACUUUAAAGGCAGGUCGAGACUGAUCUACAAAUCACCAUCAUAAAUAACUACUCAAUAUUAUUUGUAGAUCAGUCAGUCACAAUUUACCCAUGGAACAUCACAAUUUUGAUGCUCUUGAACACGGCCUGUAUGCCAUAUGUUAGUUAUGCACUCUCAUCAUAAUUGAAGCAGAGCGGACUACCUUGUGGUGCAUUUGGUACUGAGGCAGAAAAUAAUACAACACAACACAUUCGCAAUUACACUCCAUUGUCCAACAGAGCAUUUCAAAAGAGUGGAGUCUACAUACUUUGUAUUCAUUGACAGCAAGAACAACAUCUGUUUCUAUCUCUAUUUUCCUUGGGUUGUAUGGUUGCUUCUCUAUUCCUCCUCCUAUUCUAUUCUGUCUUGUCCCUGUACUAUAACUUUGUGGUAACUGAAGUAGUGGCACAACCAGUGGUAAAGAUAUAUUAAAUUACUAUACUUGUGAUAUUACUUUGUUAUUGUAUUUUACAUCCUGUAUUUAAUAAAUAUGUUAUGUACCCCCACAUUGGCCUAGUAUUGCCUUAAAGACACAUAAAAAGCUAAUUCUCAUGGCGUCGAUAUGAGUCCGAAAUAUUUAUUGUAGCGUCAAAAUGUACUACCAAGUGUAAAUGGGAUAAUUUUGGUCAUAAAGUCAGUCUUGUCCAAAAGGGAGAUUUGCAAGAUUUUAGGAAAGCUUGUAUGUCACAUAAUGAAGGGUACCGUAAGAGUUUUCCUUGGGUUGGGUUUAUUUAAAUCCUGCCCACAGCUGGCAGCACCCAAGUAAUCAUCAAUUUGGAGCACAGCUGCACGCAACCUGAUGCAAUGUUCAAUUUGGAUUGACAUUCAAUAUCCCUAUGGGGCUGGUUAGGGACCAUCAGUAAAUGACACAAUGUACCUGGGACAAUAUUUUAAAAGGUCAAAAGCUCCACAUUUCAAUGACUUAAAUCUCAAACCAACUAUAAAUUGGAGAAAUUCAUAUACAAAUAUUGAAAGUUAAAAGAUGUGCAACAUGACAAUAUUGAAACAUACGUUGUGUCAUUUAUUUGUCCCUAACUAGAGCCAGAGAUAGGCUAUCCAAUGUCAAACAAACUUUGUCACUGUGUUACACCAGUGGGCUGUAGCUAAUUGGUGAAAUAAGUUUGCUUGCACUAGCUAGCCUAGACUUCAAGACUCGAGACCUGUUUCGACUGUUUCAAGUUAUCUAGAAGGUUGAGUGACUGUACUGUUGUGGCAGAGUGAUUUUACACACAUGAGACACCCACGUUAAACCACCACUCCAAAACAACUCUUGUUUGGCUUCAGUCAUGACUGCUGCAUUUCUUAAUGUCCAAGCCAAAUAACGAGGCCAAAAGUUCAGCACCCCUUUAAAUAUAUAAACCCUUACUGGUAUCUUGCAAUCAUUUUUAACUGUUAUCAUGUCAGUAACUAUUUACAGUAUAGCUAUAAAACAGGAUAUGUUGAAGUCCCUGAAUGUAUGUCUGGCAUAUGUUUUUGUGUGUGUAUGAUGUACAGUAUAUUGUACUAUAUAACAUUACAUUUGAAUGAAACACAAUAGAUUUGACCCUGUAAAUAAAUUGUUACUUUAAAGUCUUAAUAAAUAUUCACAAACCUUU
Molecule: messenger RNA, 2936 nt
Organism: Oncorhynchus tshawytscha (Chinook salmon)
Lineage: Eukaryota; Metazoa; Chordata; Actinopteri; Salmoniformes; Salmonidae
Product: LHFPL tetraspan subfamily member 6 protein
Exons: 6
Coding region: 581-1183 (200 amino acids)
Cellular component (GO): membrane
Source: RefSeq, a predicted model, not a curated record